AUGAGAUUUUUAGCUCAGUAUAAGUUUAUUAUAGCGAUAGAAAACGCUGUUUGCAAUGAUUAUAUAACUGAAAAAUUCUGGCGCGCGAUAGAAGCGGGUACAGUACCGAUCUACUUCGGUUCGCCGCUGAUCAGGGACUGGUUGCCGAACAACAAGUCAGCCAUACUGCUGGAGGACUUUCCAACGCCGGAGCUGCUGAGCCAACACCUGCACUACCUCCUGCUGAAUGACACGGCGUACGAAGAAUACCUUGAACACAAAACUUCAGGGCUAAUUACAAAUCAGAAUUUAAUUAAUGAAGUAGCAGCUAGGCCGUACCAAUUUAACAUAGAAGAUGUUAUUCAUAGUGUCCGAUCAAUAGCUGAUAACCCAGAUGCUUACAUGUUUUACGGGGCUACGUUGGACAGAGUCCCUUUACCGAGAGACCCGGGGACUAUUUGGGGGUUAUUCCACGAUGAAACUCCUUACACUACUAUAGAAAACGCUGUUUGCAAUGAUUAUGUAACUGAAAAAUUCUGGCGCGCGAUAGAUGUUGGCACAGUACCGAUCUACUUCGGCUCACCGCUGAUCAGGGACUGGUUGCCGAACAACAAGUCAGCCAUACUGCUGGAGGACUUCCCCACGCCGGAGCUGCUCAGCCAACACUUGCACUACCUUCUACAGAACGACACGGCCUACGAAGAACACCUUGAACACAAGACUUUAGGGCUUAUUUCAAAUCAGAAUUUAAUUAAGGAAGUAGCAGCUAGAUCUUACCAAUUUAACAUAGAAGAUGUUAUCAAUAGGUUUGAAUGUUUCGUUUGCGAAAAACUGCACGAUAGUGACAGUAAAACAGCUCAUAUGAUAUGA
Messenger RNA from Pectinophora gossypiella (pink bollworm), 849 nucleotides. RefSeq names its product alpha-(1,3)-fucosyltransferase 10-like. Bases 1 to 849 code for a protein of 282 amino acids. The transcript has 5 exons. Gene Ontology annotation, cellular component: membrane. Gene Ontology annotation, molecular function: alpha-(1->3)-fucosyltransferase activity. The record is from RefSeq and is a predicted model, not a curated record. Lineage: Eukaryota; Metazoa; Arthropoda; Insecta; Lepidoptera; Gelechiidae.